AUGAUGAUGAUGCAGACAAUCAGAUUGGGCGUCCAGGAAGGGGAGUUGUUGUGUCGAGCAAUUACAGAUAGAGAAAUUGAUCUGGCUAUGGAUUCUAUUGAUAGCAAUAAGGCCCCGGGUUUGGAUAGGUUUGAUGUUCCUAAAGUUGUUAAUCCAGCUAUUGUCUGUCAGUACAGAGCUAUAGCAUGCUGCUCAACUCUUUACAAAAUUAUCUCCAAAGUUUUAACUGCUCGUGUCCAGAAGGUGGUAGGCAGUGUUGUUAGUGAAUUUCAGGCGGGUUUUAUACCAGGGAGGCAUAUUGUAGAUAAUGUCGUUGUUGCCACUGAGUUAGUCAAAGCUUAUUCUAUGAAGCAUUUAUCUCCUAGAUGCAUGAUCAAGGUUAUUGAUUUGCGAAAAGCUUGCGACUCCAUUGAAUGGAGCUUUCUUGAAAUGGUGAUGCAAGAACUUGGUUUUCCUACUCAGUUAUUAGGUGGAUCAUGGCUUAUGUUACCUUUGUUUCUUCUCCGUGUUGAUGAUGGAAAGCCCUCUCUUCCGUUUGAUGCUAAGAAAGGACUUAGGCAGGGAGGCCCUCGGUCUCCUUUCUUAUUUGCAAUCGAAAUGGAAUACUUAAGCAUAUGUUUAGCCCCUCUAGAUCGAGGUGAUGUGAUUUAUGUUCAACUUUUGUUUGAUGUGUUCUCCAAGUUCUCCAAGGCUUCUGGAUUGCAAGCUAACAUGAAUAAAACUAAAAUAUAUUUUUCCAGCAUGAUGUUACUGCUGAUGCUAUGCUGUUGUUUUGCUGCUGAUGCUGCUUUGUCAGCACACAGUCAUCAAAGCAGGAUCAACGAUCCUUGGCUCAUUUUUUCUGAAAAAUUCCGCAAAACUGUUAGCAGUUCUGUCUUUGUUUGUUGUCAAAUUGAUCAAUCGAUUCUAGUGUUUGUCCACUGGAAUUUGUGGUAUUCUUUCUGA
Messenger RNA from Spinacia oleracea (spinach), 945 nucleotides. RefSeq lists its product as uncharacterized. The transcript is spliced from 6 exons. The record is from RefSeq and is a predicted model, not a curated record. NCBI's taxonomy places the organism in Eukaryota, Viridiplantae, Streptophyta, Magnoliopsida, Caryophyllales, Amaranthaceae. Bases 1 to 945 code for a protein of 314 amino acids.